Molecule: messenger RNA, 896 nt
Organism: Oryza sativa Japonica Group (Japanese rice)
Lineage: Eukaryota; Viridiplantae; Streptophyta; Magnoliopsida; Poales; Poaceae
Product: large ribosomal subunit protein uL5
Biological process (GO): translation
Cellular component (GO): ribosome; cytosolic large ribosomal subunit
Molecular function (GO): structural constituent of ribosome; RNA binding
Source: RefSeq, a predicted model, not a curated record
AACGGGCCUCACGGACCCGGCCCACGUAAACCCUCGUGCUCCCCAUCCGUUCUAGGGUUUCCCUGAUUUAACCCCCCCGCCGCCGCCUCCCACCGCGGCAGCCGCGACUCCUCCCCUACCGCCGCCCUCCCUCGCCGCCGCGACGUCACCGUCUGCCAUGGCGUCGGAGAAGAAGCAGUCCAACCCAAUGAGGGAGAUCAAGGUGCAGAAGCUGGUGCUCAACAUCUCCGUCGGGGAGAGCGGAGAUCGCCUCACCCGUGCCUCCAAGGUCUUGGAGCAACUGAGUGGGCAGUCACCAGUGUUCUCUAAGGCUAGAUACACCGUUCGCUCAUUUGGCAUCAGGCGUAAUGAGAAGAUUGCGUGCUAUGUAACUGUUAGGGGUGAGAAGGCAAUGCAGCUUCUUGAGAGUGGACUGAAGGUGAAGGAAUAUGAACUUCUGAGAAGAAACUUCAGUGAAACUGGGUGUUUUGGUUUUGGAAUCCAGGAGCACAUUGAUCUUGGCAUCAAGUAUGAUCCUUCAACAGGUAUUUAUGGCAUGGACUUCUAUGUUGUCCUUGAGCGUGCUGGAUACCGUGUUGCUCGCCGUCGCAGGUGCAAGUCCCGUGUUGGCAUUCAGCACCGGGUGACCAAGGAGGAUGCCAUGAAGUGGUUCCAGGUCAAGUACGAAGGUGUUAUCCUCAACAAGGCCCAGGCUAAUACAUCUUAAGACCUGAUUUGAUAGGUUUUAGGUCCAGUCACUGCUUGUUAUGAGCGCAGACAAGUUUUUAUUUCACCUAAUGCAAUGCCGGAGUAUAUUAUUUUGCCAAGUCGUUUUGUUUGAGUUCGUUUUGCACUUGGGAGCGUAUAACGCCGGUCACUUGAAAAAAGAAAAAUCCGAAAUCAUGUCUUGCCUUUCA